AUGCUCAUCGGAAUUUGUGGAGGCAUCUGCGCCGGCAAGAAGACAGUGGCCCAGUAUCUUGUCGACCACCAUGGCUUCAAGCACCUCCAUCUCGAGCCACCGUCGUCUGCACCUUCGAUAGUCGGCCAGGACGCCUCAUCCAAUGGCUCCGAAGUCAACUUCCCCGACCAGCUGGGACAGCUCACCCCUGCGCACGCAGACCGCCGCACGACGCCUGCCGAGCACAUCUUCGCCACGGCCCAGGCUCUCCUCGACUACGUGACCUCCCGCUGGCAGGACCGCUGGGUCCUCACCCACGUCCACAGCGAGGCCGUGCUCGACCUCCUCUCCCGGCGUCCCUUCUUCCUGCUCAUCAGCGUCGACGCGCCCCUGACGCUGCGCUGGCGCCGCUUCCAGUCCCUGCCGCCCGCCUCGCACCCCCUCGCCCGCGCGCUGCCGGACCUCGAGGCCUUUGUCACGCACUCGGACGCCCGCCUCUACGACCCGCACACGGGCCUGCAGCCCCUCAUAGCGCGCGCGACCGUGCGGCUGCUCAACACGUCGCCCUCGCUGCCGCACCUCUACGCGACGCUCGCCAAGCUCGACCUGCCGAACCCCGCCCGCCUGCGGCCCUCGUGGGACGCCUACUUCAUGUCGCUCGCGACCCUCGCCUCGCUGCGCUCCAACUGCAUGAAGCGCCGCGUCGGCGCCGUCCUCGUCUCGGGCGCCGAGAAGCGCGUCCUCAGCACCGGCUACAACGGCACCCCGCGCGGCCUCCGCAACUGCGCCCAGGGCGGCUGUCCCCGCUGCAACGAGGGCGGCGCCGGCUCUGGCGCCGGCCUCGCCACCUGCCUCUGCAUCCACGCCGAGGAGAACGCCCUGCUCGAGGCCGGCCGCGAGCGCAUCCGCGACGGCGCCGUUCUCUACUGCGACACGUGCCCCUGCCUCACCUGCAGCAUCAAGGUGUGCCAAGUCGGCAUUCGGGAGGUCGUCUACGCCCAGGGCUACAGCAUGGACAUUGAGACGGCGGCCGUGUUCCGCGAGGCGGGCGUCAAGCUGAGGCAGUUUGUGCCGCCGCCAAAUGGACUCAUCCAGCUAGAAAACGUCGACAAGUUAGACCUUUACUGA
Messenger RNA from Verticillium nonalfalfae, 1107 nucleotides. It is a transcript of the gene DCD1, whose product is annotated as Deoxycytidine monophosphate (dCMP) deaminase. Gene Ontology annotation, molecular function: hydrolase activity; zinc ion binding. Lineage: Eukaryota; Fungi; Ascomycota; Sordariomycetes; Glomerellales; Plectosphaerellaceae. The transcript is spliced from 3 exons. Bases 1 to 1107 code for a protein of 368 amino acids. The record is from RefSeq and is a predicted model, not a curated record.